CACGCGCAACUACACCGGUAGCCUGGAACCUUCCCGAACCGCCAUUGUCCUGAACACCUCUUGUAUUUAUAACUCUCGUCCCAAGUCCCAAAACAUCCUACCAGAUCAUAUCAUAAACACGAGAAGGCAGAGAGAUCGACCGAGAAAGAAAGGAAGAGAGAGAAGGCACGAUGCCGACGGGUAGGCUGAGCGGUAACAUCUCGCAGGACUGGGAGCCGGUGGUGCUGCGGCGGACGAAGCCUAAGGCGGCCGACCUCAAGUCCACCAAGGCGGUGAACCAGGCGCUGCGUUCUGGCGCACCGGUGGAGACGGUGCGAAAGGCGGCGGCCGGGACGAACAAGAAGGCCUCCGCCACUGCCGCGGCGACCCCCACGCGGAAGCUCGACGAGAUGACGGAGCCGGCGGCGCUGGAUCGCGUGGCGGGCGAGGUGCGGGCCGCGAUCCAGAAGGCGCGCGUGGCCAAAGGGUGGAGCCAGGCGGAGCUGGCCAAGCGCAUCAACGAGCGCGCCCAGGUGGUGCAGGAGUACGAGAGCGGCAAGGCGGCGCCCGUUCAGGCCGUGCUCGCCAAGAUGGAGCGCGCCCUGGAGGUCAAGCUCCGCGGCAAAGCCGUCGGCGCGCCGGUGGCCGCUGGAGCGAAGUGAUAUAUGUCUCGUGCGAGCGUGAGCCGUGAUCCCGUGACAGGUUGAAAGUUGAUCUAUGAUCGGUGGAAUCGUGUAUAUUGCGUUGUUGGCUGUCCGUGUGGUAGGUUGCGAUGCAGUGCAUGUCAGAAAUUUCAUGUCGAGUUCGCGCAAACUGUAAAAUCUUACUGUGAAACCGUUGAUAUUUCUUUAUUGCGAUGAUACUUGAUUGGGGAAAUUUGUGGUAGGACACCCUUA
Messenger RNA from Brachypodium distachyon (stiff brome), 875 nucleotides. RefSeq names its product multiprotein-bridging factor 1c. The record is from RefSeq and is a predicted model, not a curated record. Gene Ontology annotation, cellular component: nucleus. The transcript has a single exon. Gene Ontology annotation, molecular function: DNA binding. The coding region runs from base 171 to 641 and encodes 156 amino acids. Lineage: Eukaryota; Viridiplantae; Streptophyta; Magnoliopsida; Poales; Poaceae.